UCCAACCUCGAUAUGUCAUCCUACAUGUGGCUGCUUGUGUUUGCGUGUGUCGCACACAGGUAGUGGGUCUUUUCACUUGUUCCCCCCUCUGCAAUAUAGAAGCUACAAACAUCAUUUUGAAUUCCUCCAAGGUCGUAUGUGGCCAUCGCUCCUGAGGCAGAAGCAGACAUCAGUAUGCCAUCCUGCUUUUGGGCACACAAGGUUGUUGGCUUUUUGUGCACAAGGGGAGUAUGAGAAGGGGAUACACACACACACACACCUUAUUGUGUCAAGACGUGAUCGUAUCCUAGCAACAGAGAGCAGCAUCGAGAUUUCAGGCUUUUUCUGUCCUGCACUGGAGCAGAGUCGAGGCAGAGGCUCCUUCUCCAGCUGCUCGGAUGCUCGUCUCUGCUCCACUCGACACCUCCGUUUGUCUCCAUGUCUCCAUCACUUCAGUGUGACGUGCUUCUCCUCUCCACCCAUUUUUGAGUCUUUUUUUUGUUUUUGUUUUCUAUUUCACUAUUAGACACCCAGACUGAAUCAUCUUCAGCUACAGGAGGCAGGAGAGAUUCUGCGAACGGGACAUUUUAGGCUCUUCUGCUUGCUUGCAGACAGUUGAAUCAGCAGCGUCUCCCUCAGAUGAGACAAUUGUGACUGGACUUUUCUUCAAUGUGAGAAACAAAGGAAGAUAUUUUUUUGUUGCAUUGCCUAUUUUUCCUUCGGCAUAAAUUGACACUAUUCUGAGAGCGACGACCGACAAGACUGAGGAGCAGCUACGGUGUUUCUUUGGCAAACUCAGUGUGGAAUGCACAUUGAGCACAGGUACUGUUUUGUUGCGAGUUAAAAAAAAAAACCCCAAAAAGAACCAGGGCUGUGAUGCACACUCCAGCCUCCAUGGUGAUGGGGAUUGUGUUCUCCCCUUUGGGUCUGGUCCUUGUCUUCACUGCCGCCAUCACUCCUCAGUGGAGGGAGGGACAGACGCGACUGGGCACGACAGGGUUGGGGUCACUUCUGCGGCCAGGCGUCAAAAGUCAAAGGAUGGGGGUGAAGUCAGUGGAUGCUCUGCUGUUAGUGCGCUCCGAUGGACUUUGGGAGAGCUGCCUGCAAGUGGAGCACUCUGAGCUCAAACAGUGCUGGUCUGUGUCAGGUCCGUACCAGAGAGACCCACGGGUUCGUCAAGCACAAGGUUUGAUCCUGACCUCCUUGUUCCUGUGCGGCACCGGUAUUGUGCUGGCCUGUAUCGGGGUCCGAUGCUGGACGGAUCUUCCCCUGAGAGGUGUCGCAGCAACAGGUGGCCUCCUGGUGGUGCUGUCCGGGCUGCUGAGCUUGACCGCCCUCGGGGUGUACACGCACAACCUUGAAAGACUGGGGAUGGCGGGUCCAAGCCACGGCGGCAUCCAUGGCCACAGGUUCCCGCACCUCAGCCUGCAUCCAGCCGGCUCGCUGUACUUCGGGUGGCUGGGUUCAUGUUUACAGGUGCUGGGCGGUGGCGCCCUGCUGUUUAGCUUCAAAAAACCAAAAUGUCUGACCUGCCCGUCCUGCCCGGACCUACCCGUCUGUCUCGUGUGUCCUUCAUGUCGACGGAUAACCAACAAGCAGGACACGGAUAUAUACGAUGUCACUUACUAGAGACUUUACAUAACAAUGUAGACGUCUUCUAGUUGGAAAAGUGAAGUCCAGGGUGUAGGAGGUCACCACCAGGGGGCGACUUGUCACAUGAUUUUGUAAAUGAUGAACCCAUCUGUGCAUCUUCUCACGCUUUACCCUCCAGAGGGGGGGUCACAGGGUGGGGGCGAAAGGCUAAGAACACCCUGGACGGAUCGCCAGUCCAUCACAGGGCCAAACAACCAUCCACUCCCACACUCACACCUAUGGUCAAUUUAGAGUGUGCAAUUUGCCUAACCCCCAAAUCUACAUGUUUUUGGACUGUGGGAGGAAACCAGAGAAAAUUGGACGUCACAGAAUAAGUGCACGCCAGUUGGCAGCUAGUUAUGUCCAAUAGGUGCCUGCGUGAAGGUGAAGUCUGUGAAUUUCGACCACAAUUAGUUCCACAACCAGAAAACGACGUCCGUUGUUUUAUAAAGUCUACGAUACAUGAAGAACCUUGUAUACAACAAGAUGCACAAAUGCAGACAUGCUCCUGAAGUCGCUCCCCCAUGACUCAGCUAAUCAAUCUGCCACUUAAUGAAAUUAGUCAACUAAAAAUGACGUUGAGCCCCAGAACGUCACCUGAUCGAUGGAAUUUAAUGUCAAGUAUGAACACGACGGAAGGAAUUGUCUCUUGACACGGACAGAAGUAUCAUUUGGGAGCGUGAAAAAUCCAAAGUGAUGAAUCACGGAGCACAAAGACUUUUUAAUAGAUUCACUCAGAUCGCCGUGGUUUGACAAGAGUUCAAGUUCCCGCUGCCUUGAAGUCCAACGUGUGGUGAAUGAAACGCGAUCUCUCUGUGCCGCCUUUUCUUUCUCAUUUGUAGCCAUGCCUUUGCACUGUUAGCGAGAGACACGGCGGCGUUGUUUGUAUUUUCCGAGCAAAACUGUGAAACGUGACUUUGUGUUCGUGCAGCGAGUGACGAAGCGCAAGGGUAGCAGUUGUUUACAUCAUGUUAGGGCUUCAAAUGGAUUAAGGAGCUAGUUUUACAUUUCAAUAAGCAGAUGAUGUUGUAAGAAUAAAAAAUGUUGUGAAUAUAUACUUGUGAGGUUUAUGGUUCUCUAUAUUUCGGCAUUCCUAGAUCGUGUUCGCCAAAAAUGAUGUGCAGUCUGCUUUCUAAUAUUUUGUAUUCAGAUCGGCGCAUUUCUUCGGCAAAUGUUUGUAUGAUAAGUACGUCACACUUUAUUACGCGGGUGUUCGACAGGGUGUCGUUUUAUUUGUGGGUGACUCUGUCUGUUCUUAUACUGUUUUAGUGUGUUCACGUGUGGUGGUGUGUUCUGCAUUCAAUAAAAUACCUUAAAAAAAUA
Solea senegalensis (Senegalese sole) is the source of this 2934-nucleotide messenger RNA. RefSeq names its product claudin 23-like (gene cldn23l). Gene Ontology annotation, cellular component: plasma membrane; bicellular tight junction. The transcript is spliced from 2 exons. Gene Ontology annotation, biological process: bicellular tight junction assembly; cell adhesion. The record is from RefSeq and is a predicted model, not a curated record. Gene Ontology annotation, molecular function: structural molecule activity. The coding region runs from base 856 to 1608 and encodes 250 amino acids. NCBI's taxonomy places the organism in Eukaryota, Metazoa, Chordata, Actinopteri, Pleuronectiformes, Soleidae.